GCCCGACUGGCAGACAGCGAUCUGGCUCUCCCGGCGGGCACUCGCUGCCAGGCUGUGGCUGCUUGGUCAGGAUCCUCCUCUCGGGGCAGCCCAGGGCUGUUGCCAGGCUGUGUCCUCCCCGUCCCGCGUCCCGCUUUCGGUCCCCGUCCGGAUGCGCUCUCUGGGAGCUGGCCCACGCUUGCAGGGAGGGCCGUGCCCCGGGAAAUCCUCUCUGGGGCUGCGCUUACUCGCUUGCCCGGCCCGGCCGUCACGGCUCGGGGUGGAGCAGCAGGGGCCAAUCGGGCAGUACUGAAGGAAGAGCCCUCCCCCUGGGAAGAGAGAAAAAGAAAGUAGGGGGAAAAGUAAGUGGAAGCUCGGAGGACUUGCCGCAGCCCGAACCCAGCACAGGGCAGCUCAGAGGGCAGAGCAGUGCAGAAGGCAGCGCAGGGCAGCGCCACCCGCAGCCCACUCCCAGUCCGGCUCCGCCUUCCCUGUGCUUAAAGGUUCCAUCUACACUGGCUUUGAAAAGGUGGCCCCAUUUCACUUACCCAGCCUAUGACUGGAGUGACCUUCUUCCUCACCUACACAUCCUAGAAUCCCCAGCUUUCUACUGCUGAGUCUUCAAUGCAGCUUCCUUCGGAGCCUUUCCAUGGGUUCUAACUUGAUGGAACUGUUCUGGCUCUCUAUAUUGCUCAUGCUUCCUGGCAUCCCCCAAAGAACUGCCUCGGAGCGCUGCGAUGACUGGGGUCUGGACACCACAAAGCAGACCCAGGUGUACGAGGGGGAGCCGGCCUAUAUCCAGUGCCCACUCUUUGAACACUACUUAAAGUUUAACUAUAGCACGGCCCACUCAGCCGGCCUAACCCUCAUCUGGUAUUGGAUUGGGCAGGACCAGGACCUGGAAGAGCCUAUCAACUUCCGUCUCCCUGACAACCGGAUCAGCAAGGAGAAGGACCUCAUUUGGUUCCGGCCCACUCUGCUCAAUGACACGGGCAACUACACCUGCAUGCUAAGAAAUACUACAUACUGCAGCAAAGUAGCCUUUCCAUUGGAAGUCAUUCAGAAAGACAACUGUUUCAAAUCAGCAAUGACGGUGCCCACGGAAUAUAUAUAUCUGCAACAUACCCUGCAGAUUGUAAAGUGUCCAAACAUAAGGGGAUUUUUUCCUCCCAGUGUUAAGCCAAAUAUCAACUGGUACAUGAACUGUAACAAAGUGGAGAGCUUUAACCAAGUCGAAGUGAAUGGCACUCAGCUCGUCUUCAACUACGCUCUCACCUCCAACGCAGCAUUGUACACGUGCGUUGUGACUUAUCUGGAGAAUGGUCGCAUGUUUAACCUCACUCGAACUAUGGAUGUAAAGGUGGUAGCCUCUCCACAUUAUGCAACGCCCCCUCACAUUUUCUAUCCCAAUGAUGACAUCAUUUAUGAAAAGGAACCAGGUGAGGAGCUUGAACUUCCCUGUAAAGUCCGUUUUCCCUUCUUGAAAGACUCAAAGAGUGAGAUUUGGUGGACCAUAGAUGGAAGAAAGCCUGAUGAUACAAUGAAUGUAACAGUAAACCAAAGUGAGAAUGUCUCAGUUGUUGGAGAUAAAACAAUAACCAGGGUACUGAGCAUCAAAAAAGUGACCUCUGAUGACCUGAAGCGCAACUACACUUGUCAUGCAAGAAAUGCCAAAGGAGAAUCUGUAAAGCGAGCCACCGUCAAACAGCUAGUUGUACCUCCGAGAUACACCGUGGAACUGGCCUGUGGAUUUGCAGUGACAAUUGUGCUCAUCAUCCUUCUGAUUGUUGUCUACCAUGUGUACUGGCUGGAGAUGGUCUUGUUCUACCGGGCUCACUUUGGGACAGAUGAAGCCAUUUUGGAUGGGAAGGAGUAUGAUAUUUACGUUUCGUAUGCACGGAAUGCUGAAGAAGAGGAAUUUGUCCUUCUUACUCUCCGCGGAGUCUUGGAGAAUGAAUUUGGAUACAAGCUAUGCAUCUUUGACAGAGAUAGCCUGCCUGGGGGAAACACCGUGGAAGCUGUUUUCGACUUCAUUCAGAGAAGCCGGAGGAUGAUUGUGGUCCUUAGCCCUGAUUACCUGACAGAGAAGAGCAUCAGUUUGCUGGAGUUUAAACUGGGGGUGCUAUGCCAGAACUCCAUCGCCACCCAGCUGGUGGUGGUGGAGUACCGGCCCUUAGAGCACCCACACCCUAGCAUCCUGCAGUUGAAGGACUCUGUCUCCUUUGUGAGCUGGGAGGGUGAGAGGUCCAAACGUUCGGGGUCCCGAUUCUGGAAGGCCUUGCGCUUGGCUUUACCUUUGAGGAGCCUGAGCUCGGGCUCAGGCUGGAAUGAGAGUUGCUCCUCCCAGUCAGAUAUCAGCCUUGACCAUGUCCAGAGAAGGAGGGGCCGUUUGAAAGUGCCACCAGAGCUCCUGGGUUCAAGGAGAGCGGCAGGGACAGCUCCAGCCCCCACAGGGGUGGCAGCCAAACAAGGCAAGGCCUCAGGGGCCUGUCGGUGUUGUGUGACCUACUGCAAAGGGGAGAAGCCACUCAGGAACAAGAAUCGAGCAGAGGCCCCCACCCAGACGCAAUGGGAGACUCACCUUUGCAAACCUGUUCCCCAGCAGGUGGGAACUCAUUGGGUUCAAAAUGGUAACAGACUGAAUACGACAGCUCCCCAGAUCUCAGCCCUCGCCAUUCAUCAUUUCACAGAUCUAUCCAAUAACAACGACUUCUAUGUCCUCUGAUCCCAAAGUGCCCUGGGUGCAGCUUUCCCUAUUUGCCCCAUUUCUUCGAUGAACCAGUGGGAAAAGUGAACACUUGGAACCACAGAGUGGGCCAGUCAAUGGUGUCUUUAUUGCUACAACUUCUCAUUUGUUCCUAACUGACAAAAGGCCUGAGGGGUCUGGAUUCAUUCCCAACGACCUGAGAAGACCUUAUAGAUCUUCGGCUGGCAUAAGAGGCUUGUUCUGAGUAUAGCACUUUAGAUUCUAACCUACCACUCACAACCUGAAGCCUGAGAGAAGAAUUUUGAUUACUUUUUGGUGCGCCCUUUCUAAAGACUCCAUGCUACAGAGUGGUCAGGUACAUUUGGGCUGUGAAACAUUCAGGGUGGGUCUGCCUUGGAAGUGUACUCAAGGGAGACAAUGGUGCCUGGUAGAAACUAUUCUAUUCCAAAUUGUCAUUGAAAUAGAGGGGGAGAAUGCAAAACAGAAAAAAACAAACAACCGACCUGGCAGCUCCUGGUCCAUUCUGCUCCCCCCUCCCUCAAAGCCCCAGAAGCUGAAGAUACACUAGAGCAAAGUAAAAUAUUUCCUCCUUUUACAUAGUCAUGUGCCCUGGACUAGUCAAUGAUUGUGUUAAUAAUGUUCAAUUUUUACGGCCUUUAACUGGUCCUAAACGUAUGACCUCACUCUUUCCUUCCCAUAUGGAGCUGUUUAAAAUUUAUACCAGAAUUCAUUUCCUUCUCUUCGGGGACUGUUGGAAUUCGAGUCUUUUAGUAAGUCCUGACCCAGUUCAGGACUCAGAAGAGUGGAACAAUCUUAUUUAAGCACCAACACUUUGUACGUUAAGAAGUUCAGGAACAGACCAGUGCUGGACAAAGCAAAAAAUGGAAAAAAAGAGAUAGAAUUGACCUGAAGGACCUUCAAAUUUAGAACCCGGACAUUGAAAGCGGCAGAUUCAACAUAAUUCUGGAAAGAACUUGUGACUUUUCCAAAGAUAGCCCAGCCUGCCCAAAUUUCUGUAAUGUAAGAAUUCCACAUAUUCCAAAGUGCCUUUUCCCACAAUCCGCUUGGUUUUGAAUAGCUGGAUUCUUAGGCAUAACAUAGUAUGUCUCUGGGUUCAGAGAUUCUCACCUGGGAAAUUGAUGACAGUCUUUCCUGAAUAUUGUGCUAUGAAGAAUUAUGGCUGGAGAUCCCUAAAAGUGUGUACUCAACUGAAGAGAAUGAAUUUUUGCUGUUACAAUGUUU
This is a messenger RNA of Phascolarctos cinereus (koala), 3928 nucleotides long. It is a transcript of the gene IL1RAP, whose product is annotated as interleukin 1 receptor accessory protein. NCBI's taxonomy places the organism in Eukaryota, Metazoa, Chordata, Mammalia, Diprotodontia, Phascolarctidae. Gene Ontology annotation, biological process: signal transduction. The record is from RefSeq and is a predicted model, not a curated record. Gene Ontology annotation, molecular function: interleukin-1 receptor activity.